This is a messenger RNA of Morone saxatilis (striped sea-bass), 531 nucleotides long. Its product is annotated as protein lin-7 homolog B-like. Gene Ontology annotation, cellular component: cell-cell junction; synapse; basolateral plasma membrane. Bases 1 to 531 code for a protein of 176 amino acids. NCBI's taxonomy places the organism in Eukaryota, Metazoa, Chordata, Actinopteri, Moronidae. Gene Ontology annotation, molecular function: L27 domain binding. The record is from RefSeq and is a predicted model, not a curated record. Gene Ontology annotation, biological process: maintenance of epithelial cell apical/basal polarity; protein localization to basolateral plasma membrane; neurotransmitter secretion. The transcript has 5 exons.
AUGAUGAACUAUCCCUUCAACUGUUCACCCCUUGUUUGCUUUGAAAACUCGUAUAUCAAAGUAUAUGAACAGCUAUAUGACACUCUGGACAUUGUCGGAGGACCGGAGGUGCGAGCACAGGCAACAGCCAAGAUGAGCAACGUCGAUGUCAAGGCCACAGUGGCAGCCUUUGCAGCCAGCGAGGGCCAUGCCCACCCAAGAGUGGUAGAGCUGCCCAAGACGGAAGAGGGCCUGGGCUUUAACAUCAUGGGGGGCAAAGAGCAGAACUCCCCCAUCUACAUCUCCAGAGUGAUCCCUGGGGGGGUGGCCGACCGCCAAGGAGGGCUUAAGAGAGGAGACCAGCUGCUGUCUGUCAAUGGAGUGAGCGUUGAGGGGGAGCACCAUGAGAAGGCGGUGGAGCUGCUGAAGGCUGCCCAGGGUUCAGUCAAGCUGGUGGUACGCUACACCCCAAAGGUCCUGGAGGAAAUGGAGGCUCGCUUUGAGAAGAUGAGGAGCGCCCGGAGGCGACAGCAGCACACCAGCUACUCGUGA